Penicillium maclennaniae is the source of this 228-nucleotide messenger RNA. RefSeq lists its product as uncharacterized. The coding region runs from base 1 to 228 and encodes 75 amino acids. NCBI's taxonomy places the organism in Eukaryota, Fungi, Ascomycota, Eurotiomycetes, Eurotiales, Aspergillaceae. The record is from RefSeq and is a predicted model, not a curated record. The transcript is spliced from 2 exons.
AUGGGCCUCAUCGAUAAACUCCAAGCCAAGCUCGAGCUGUACCGCCUCGAACAAAAGUACGCCCGCCGCAAGCACCGCACCACCUUCUCCACGGGCGCAACCUACGUCGACGGCGAAUACGUCUUCACAGGCGCCAACUCACCAACCAGCACCGUUUCCAAACACUCAACCGGUAGCUGGCGGCCCUCGAUCGGACGAAGCGGAUCCUCAGAAUCACGCCGGCGGUGA